Molecule: messenger RNA, 5247 nt
Organism: Balaenoptera musculus (blue whale)
Lineage: Eukaryota; Metazoa; Chordata; Mammalia; Artiodactyla; Balaenopteridae
Gene: MCF2L
Product: MCF.2 cell line derived transforming sequence like
Biological process (GO): positive regulation of Rho protein signal transduction
Cellular component (GO): extrinsic component of membrane; cytoplasm
Molecular function (GO): protein binding; guanyl-nucleotide exchange factor activity
Source: RefSeq, a predicted model, not a curated record
CCGAGGGGGAGCGGCGGCAGCGCGGGCACCUGCGGGUGGAGGCCUCGGACGCGGGGAGGACGGGCCCACGGCCGGGCAGACUCAUGUUUGACUGUUGGAGUUUCAUCCUGUGCAAGGAGACUGGAGGUGACGAUGGUCCUCCCGCGCGAGGGCCCAGUGAGGCCAACGAGGAAGAAGGUGACCCUCGGGUCGAUGUGUCUGACGUCAUCAGGCUCGUUCGAGACCAGCCGGGGGGGACGCCCACGCCCGCAGAUGAAAUCAUGCACCACGACAUCAGCCCGCUCUGUGCUGCCGACAUCCAGGACCAACUGCAGAAGCGCUUUGCUUACCUGUCUGGUGGGCGGGGGCAGGACGGCAGCCCCGUCAUCACCUUCCCCGACUACCCGGCCUUCGGCGACGUCCCCGACAAGGACUUCCAGAAUGUCAUGACCUAUCUCACCAGCAUCCCCAGCCUGCAGGAUGCUGGCGUCGGGUUCAUCCUGGUCAUAGACCGCAGGCAGGACAGAUGGACCUCGGUCAAGGCGUCCAUCCUGAGAAUAGCGGCGUCCUUCCCAGCAAACCUCCAGCUCGUCCUUGUCCUGCGCCCAACGGGAUUUUUCCAAAGGACGCUCUCUGACCUCGCCUUCAGGUUCAACAGAGAUGACUUUAAGAUGAAGGUACCGGUCAUAAUGCUGAGCUCCGUCCCGGAAUUACACAGUUACAUUGACAAGUCCCAGCUGACCGAGGACCUGGGCGGGACACUGGAUUACUGCCACUCCAGGUGGCUCUGCCACCGCACGGCGAUAGAGAGCUUCGCCCUCCGGGUUAAGCAGACAGCGCAGAUGCUGCAGGCCUUCGGGACCGAGCUUGCCGAGACGGAGCUGCCCAACGACGUCCAGUCCACGAGCUCCGUGCUCCGUGCCCACACGGAGAAGAAGGACAGGGCCAAGGAGGACAUGAGGCUGGCGCUGGACGAGGGGCGGAGCGUCCUGGAGAGCAUCCGGGAGCCGCUGGCCCGGGGCCCGGAGCAGAGCCCGAACCAGGACCAGCUGGACAGUCAGAGCACCGUGCAGAGGCUCCUGGCCCAGCUGAAUGAAACCGAGGCCGCCUUUGAUGAGUUCUGGGCAAAACAUCAGCAAAAACUGGAGCAGUGCCUGCAGCUCCGGCAUUUCGAGCAGGACUUCCGAGAGGUCAAAGCCGCCUUGGACGUGUUGGCCCAGAAGAUCACGACCUUCACCGAUGUGGGGAACAGCCUAGCACAUGUGGAGCACCUCCUGAAGGACCUGGCCAGCUUUGAGGAGAAGUCCAGUGCGGUCGUGCAGCGGGCCCGCGCCCUGUCCCUGGAGGGUGAGCGGCUCAUUGGGCUGAAGCAUUACGCCGUGGACUCCAUCCGCCCCAAGUGCCACGAGCUCCGCCAGCUGUGCGACCAGCUUGCAGCUGACGUCGGGCGGAGGAGAGGGCUGGCUGGGCAGGUCGCUGGAUCUGCACGGCCCUCCUCGAGGCGUGUGGAUGCGUCCCGUCCUGUGGCGAUUCCACUUGGUGUUCAGUCCAUGAAGUGGUGCGACGAGGGCAUCUACCUGCUGGCCUCGCAGCCCGUGGACAAGUGCCAGUCCCAGGACGGCGCCGAGAGCGCCCUGCAGGAAAUCGAGAAGUUUCUGGAGACGGGUGCGGAAAAUAAGAUCCAGGAGCUCAGUAGAAUCUACCAGGACUACGAGCCCAUCCUCACCCGAGACCUGCUGGAGCACGUGCAGAAGGUCUUCCGGAAGCAGGAGAGCGUGGAGGAGAUGUUUCACCGGAGACAGGCGAGCCUCAAGAAGCUGGCAGCCAAGCAGACGCGGCCCGUGCAGCCGGUGGCCCCCCGGCCAGAGGCGCCCACGAAAUCGCCCUGCCCCUCCCCGGGCAUCCGCAGAGGUUCCGAGAACCACAGUUCUGAGGGCAGCGUGCUCCGGAGGGGGCCCUACAGGAGGGCCAAGAGUGAAGUGAGUGAGGGCCGGCAGGGCCGCGGCCGCUCCACUGGGGACGAGGAGAGCCUGGCCGUCCUGCGGAGGCACGUGAUGAACGAGCUUCUGGACACCGAGCGGGUCUACGUGGAGGAACUGCUGUGCAUUCUGGAGGGCUACGCUGCUGAGAUGGACAACCCUUUAAUGACACAUCUCAUCUCGACGGGACUUCAAAACAAGAAGGAUGUUCUGUUUGGAAACAUGGAAGAAAUUUACCACUUUCAUAACAGAAUAUUCCUGAGGGAGCUAGAGAACUACAUAGACUGCCCAGAGCUGGUUGGAAGGUGCUUUCUGGAAAGGGUGGAGGAGCUCCAGAUCUACGAGAAGUACUGCCAGAACAAGCCGCGCUCCGAAAGCCUCUGGAGACAGUGCUCCGACUGCCCGUUUUUCCAGGAAUGCCAGAAGAAGCUGGACCACAAGCUGAGCCUCGACUCCUACCUGCUGAAGCCGGUCCAGAGGAUCACCAAGUACCAGCUGCUGCUCAAGGUGAGAGGCCGGGUGAGAUGCUUGAAAUACAGCAAGAGCUGCGAGGGCGCAGAGGACCUGCAGGAGGCCCUGAGCUCCAUCCUGGGCAUCCUCAAGGCCGUGAACGACUCCAUGCACCUGAUCGCCAUCACGGGCUAUGAGGGGAAACCUGAGCGACUUGGGAAGCUGCUGAUGCAGGGCUCCUUCAGCGUCUGGACGGACCACAAGAAGGGCCACGCCAAGGUGAAGGACCCUGGCCAGGUUCAAGCCAUGCAGCGCCACCUGUUCCUGCACGAGAAGGCCGUUGCCUCUUUCUGUAAGAAGCGGGAGAAGGAGAACGGCGAGGGCUACGAGAAGGCCCCCUCCUACAGCUUCAAGCAGUCCCUGAACAUGACGGCCGUCGGCAUAACGAGAACGGUGAAAGGGGACACGAAGAAAUUCGAGAUCUGGUACAACGCCAGAGAGGAGGUUUACAUCGUACAGGCACCAACUCCUGAAGUCAAGGCCGCCUGGGUGAGCGAGAUCCGGAAGGUGCUGACGAGCCAGCUGCAGGCGUGCAGAGAGGCCAGCCAGCACCGAGCCCUGGAGCAGUCCCACAGCCUGCCCCUGCCCGCGCCCGCCGGCGCCAGUCCCUCUAAAGGGAACACAAAAAACGUCAGAAAGUUGGAAGAAAGAAAAACGGACCCGCUGAACCUGGAGGGAUACGUGGGCCCCGCGCUACUGCCGAGGCCCCCCGAGAAGGGCAGAGAUGACGCGGUCACUAGCUCUACCUCAGAAAGCUCUGCGCUUUCCAAAAAGCGCUUCACCCUGCAGAGCUUUGCUGCCCUCAAAGGUCAGAAAGCCUCUCCUACCAGUCCCGACAAAAAAGCUAAGCGACACCAAGUAAAGAGCGACCCAACGCCUUUUGGUUUACGAGGUUGGAGCAAAACGUCUCACCCGUCAGAGGCUCCUGAGGACAACGACGGCUGGUCCAGCGCCGAGGAGCCCAUCAACUCCUCGGACGCAGAGGAGGAAGGCAGAGUGGGCCUCAGGAAGCUGGUCCCCGGGAAGUACACCGUCACGGGGCUGGACGAGAAGGGGGGCCCCGACGCGCUGGUCCUGAGGAGCGGGGACGAGGUGGAGCUGGUGCAGGAGGGCGACGAGGGCCUCUGGUUCGUGCGGAACCUGAGCUCCGGCGGCGAGGGCUGGCUGCCAGCCCGCAAGCUGUCCCCGCUCCUCGGCCAGCGCGGCGCCCCCGGGUGCCUGAGCAGCCCAGAGUCCAGCGCGGGGUCCGCCCUGCUGAGCGCGUCGUCCAGCUGCAGCGAGAGCUGCGCGGCCGCCCUCGCGGACCUGCAGGGGUAGCGCCGCGGCCACCCCGCCUGCGGCCCUGGGAGCUGGCCUCUGCUCGGGCCGGCGCGGCGUGGGGAGGGGCCGGCGCCCGCGGAACGCCGGCGCCGCCGCGGCCCCAGACGAAGGUUCGGGAAGAGUCCGCCUUGCGGCCUCGGCGCCAGGACCGCGCCCCACGGCGCAGGAAGAGCGCGGCACCGCGGCUUCCUCGGGGAGUCGGACGGACGGGGCUGCAGACGACAGACCUCCGGUGCAGAAGGGCUCCCGGACUCCCCUUCGGCCUCGGCCGCAGCCGCUCCCCUUUGGUUUCCGACGUCUCUGGUCCGGUGCUUUCUGCAGGAACACGCGUUCUGUGGCGCUGCUUCCAAAAGAAGUGACCGAUUCACUGACCCAGCGGCUUGGGGCGGGGGCAGGAGGCUAGUUUGUCUUCUACACAUUUUUUUUUUUAAAGCAAGGAUUAAUUCUACGGCCAUCUUUUUGGUGAUAACUUUGGCCUCUGAUCUUCGCCAAGAAUCACUGUGUUUACGUGAAAUGACAAUUUGAUACUGUAUUUGAUAUAAAACUUUUUUGUUAUUGGGGUUUACAUGGCGCUGAAUGAUUUGGGGGACCCGCUCUCGUGGAAACUGGUGGCCCACCUGGUCACAGGUGAGUGGAAGGACGUCCCUCGGUAGAAUCAGGCAGCGUUUCUACAAACACAGGCAGUUAGAAACCAAGGAAAUUCCUUCGCCUGUGUAGGUUAAUUUUCAAAGGAAAAUGUAAACUAUAAAAUAUUAACCUUCUUUUCUACAGAAAAACAAAUGGGGGACUCUUGAUUUUUUAACACACUUCAGUGAAUUAGGAUAUUUUUAUUGUUUUUAAAGACUAUGUAAAGAUGCAGUUUUUGCAGGUGUCAUCUGAACCGAUGUUGUCACAGGAGCCCAGGGAAAACUUGAGCUCCUGGCCCCCCGCCUCCCCCGCCUUGCAUGUCCUGUGUGGAACUGUCCUGAGCACAGGAGCAGAGUUUAAUCUGAUUCAAAUCAAGGCAGAACUGGAAAGAAAACUCUUCUGUUUUACUGUUGUGUUUCAGAAACAAAUUCUGUUCCUUGGAAACGCUUCUUUCUCUGUCUGAUUGGGGCAGAUAUUUUUAUAUGUGUGUAUAUAUGUCGAUGUGUGUACAUACGUCCCCACUGUGAGGGGUGUAUUUAUAGCCUCCAAGCUGCUGGCGAUGUGUCACUUUACAGCCCCCCCUGAGCCCCAGGCCCCUGCAGCCCAACCCACGGGCUCCCCAUCCUUGUGCAGGGCCAGACCUCUCUGGAGUGUAUAGUAUACGGCGUACAAGCCCGGCAGCUUUUCUCCUGGUGUAUAAGUUAUUUGGAAAAUGAUGCUUCACAUAAUUUACUGAAUAUAUUGAUUGUUCAGGCACCAUUCCUGCCAUCCCAGCCUGGGAUUGUCCACCGUUUUUGUGAUCUCUUCCUCAUAAAAGCACUUUAAAACCUCA